Neogale vison (American mink) is the source of this 5619-nucleotide messenger RNA. RefSeq names its product protein tyrosine phosphatase receptor type N2 (gene PTPRN2). The transcript is spliced from 31 exons. Gene Ontology annotation, molecular function: protein tyrosine phosphatase activity. NCBI's taxonomy places the organism in Eukaryota, Metazoa, Chordata, Mammalia, Carnivora, Mustelidae. Gene Ontology annotation, cellular component: secretory granule. Gene Ontology annotation, biological process: protein dephosphorylation. The record is from RefSeq and is a predicted model, not a curated record. Bases 1 to 4200 code for a protein of 1399 amino acids.
AUGACGGGCGCCCGCCACUGUCCCCCGCUCCGGGAACCCCUCUCCUUGGCCACGCUGCAGAAAGCUUCCCUCGAAACUGGCCGCGUCGCCGUCCCCGGGGCUGGCCCCCCCGUUUACGGAGUGUUUGGAAGGUGCCAGAAGGUUCCAGCGAUGGACUCACACCGCUACGAGGUGUCGCGGGGGGCGCGGCAGCACCUGACGGCCACCUUGCAGAAGCUGUCGCGGACAGGCUUCACGUGGCAGGACGACUUCACCCAGCGUGUGAUGGCCCAGGAGCUCUCGGACCUGCCCCACGCCUACCCGCGACAUCUGGAUGCUUCCGACACAGCCAGGAGCUUGGAGUGGAGUGCAGAGAACGAGCGGAGGCCCAGUCUGCAGGAGGCCGGUGCCCUGGCCAGGGCUGUCCAGCGCUACUUGCCGUACCUAGAGGCCCUGUCGCAGGCCGCGGCUCCAAACGCUCAUCCCGUGACCAGGCUGGACAGACCAGCAGCUCAGGUGACCGCCAUCACUCACCCUGUGGCCGGAUGCUCAGCUUCUUCGGCCCGGGCGCUGGCCAUGAAGGUGCGCAUAAUGGCCCUACGGCCAUUGACCGAGGAUGCGGCUGUGCUGGACGACAUGGGUUCCGUCCGCGCUCCGGCACCGCACAGCCCCACGGCCCCGGUCCCGCGGCUGUGCCUGCCGCCCAGCACAGCGAACGCCAGCCCCUCUUGCAGUCCUGAAGACGGGGAAGGCCCCCGCGUUCUCCGCCAUAUCGCCGUGCUGUCCGCGCCCUGCUCCGAGGAAUCCGACCGCACGGGCAUGACCUCCCGAGUGGUGAAUGACUCUGCCGGACCAGCCUCCAUGGGUCCGCCCGGGCUCCUGUGCGUGGCGCUUCUGCCACUGACCGUCUGGAAGCCAUCCUGGAUUGCUCUCAAGGUAGCCUUCCCGUUCCAGAAGAAGGUGGGACUGGUGUCUUUCACGGGGCCCAAUUCCUUCGAGAGCCUGUGUCUGAGAGAUGUCCCCGUGCAGCGUGGACUCUGCGCUGUCCUGGCCAUCUUAGCGCCGCGCCACAUGGGCUAUUCAGAAGACAGGCACGCGGAGGAGGACAGGACCGUCUCCGACAGCCCGCGUGUCUGCAGCGACGUGCUCGUCAAGGUUGACGUCAGGCCCCCCAUGUCCAAGACCUUCUUCCCGCAGAACGUCGGCCGGAGUGCGGCACGCCCGCCUCGAGCACGCGUGAUGUGGCUGCGGCUGCGGGGGGCGAGUGCAGAGGACGCGCACGCUCCCGGGGACACGGACCGACAGAGUGCAGAGGACGCGCUCGCUCCCGGGGACAUGGACCGACAGAGUGCAGAGGACGCGCUCGCUCCCGGGGACAUGGACCGACAGAGUGCAGAGGACGCGCACGCUCCCGGGGACAUGGACCGACAGAGUGCAGAGGACGCGCUCGCUCCCGGGGACACGGACCGACAGAGUGCAGAGGACGCGCUCGCUCCCGGGGACACGGACCGACAGAGUGCAGAGGACGCGCUCGCUCCCGGGCACACGGACCGACAGAGUGCAGAGGACGCGCUCGCUCCCGGGCACAUGGACCGACAGAGUGCAGAGGACGCGCUCGCUCCCGGGCACAUGGACCGACAGAGUGCAGAGGACGCGCUCGCUCCCGGGCACAUGGACCGACAGAGUGCAGAGGACGCGCGAGCGGGGCUCAGGGACCUGGUGGGACCUAGAAGGGGUGAGGACCCCCGCGCCGACGGCGUGCUGACCUUCACCGCGCAGACGGCUGCUCUGACCUACGCUCCUGGGCCCUGGGCCGAGCACCCCGGAAGCCGCCCUUUGGGGACCCGCGGCCGGCUGCAGCCUGACGAGCUCAGCCCCAAGGUGGAUGGCGGCGCCGAAAGGCAGAGCUCAGUCGCCGCGCUGGUCACUGCUGUGGCUCGGAAGCCCCCUGCACCCCACAGGGAGGACGACCCAGGCCCUCGACACCGGCUGCGCGGACCCUGGAAAACAGCGCAGGUCCUCUCGGCCCCAGCAGCCCUCCAGAAAUGGUCUCUGCCUCCAGGAGACCCCGAGGACCCCCCAGCCUUGGGCGAUGAAACCCUCAUCCGGAGCCUCUUGAAGGACCUGGGAAGGCAGCCAGCGCCGGCGGAGGGCCUGAGCCCCCUGGAGCUCGGCGAGAUGGCCCACAUGGUUGCUGCCGCCGCGCAGGGAGCAGGUGCAGACGGGGAGCUGCGAGCAGCCGAGAAAGAAGCCACGGCAAAGCCGAGAGAGGCCGGCGUCCGCAAGCAGGCUGGGGACAGCGGGGCAGAUGACCGCGGGCCGGACGGCGGAGGUGGACUUGACAAGGAGGUCAGUCAUCUGGGCCUCAAACUUGGGGACCACCUCCAGCAUCCUGGGCCCCGACUCUUUCCUGCCGCCCCCCUUCUCAUGGAGCCCUUCAAAACGGAGAUGAAGAAAUCGGAGACCCCCGAGGUGCCCCUGACGUGGGAGGAGGAGACUGCCGGGGUGGAGGACGUCAGGAGUCAGACCUACUCCAAGGACCGGCUGGACAGGCCGCGCCCCGCACAGCCCCGGGGGCGUGGCUUUGGCGAGCUCCAGGCCUGGGUGCCGGGGCCCUCGCAGGAAGAUGCCGGCCUUGAAGCCAGAGCCCGGGGACACCCCAGUGAGGGCCUGUGGCUGGCGGCCCGGCCUUCGCAGGAGGAAGAAGGCUACAUUGUGACCGGGAAUGACCCCCUGAGUCCAGAGAAGGGGAAGGAGCUGAUGGAGAGCGUCGCGCGUCUCCUGGAGGUGCCGAUGAGUGUCUUCGCGGAGAUCGCUGUUCUGGGACCGGCUGUGACCUUCAGAGUGAGCGCCAGUGUCCGGAACCUGACGGCGGCGGACGUGGUGCAGGCUACAGUUGACGGCAAGGACGAGCUGGAACAAGCAUCUGGACUGAAGAUCGUGCGGGCCGGGAGCGGGUCGAAAAGCAAACUCAGGAUUCUGCCGCACGGAGCUGAGCAAGAGGACUCGACCCCGUUCAUCGUGCUGACCCUGGUCUCUGUCGUCGCCAUGGUUGGGGUCCUCCUGGCCUCUGCGGUCAUCUACUGCCUGCGCCACGCCUCCCACUCCCGGCUGCAGGAGAAGCUCUCGGGGCUCGGGGAGCACCCCGGCCCGGAUGCCACCGCCGCCUACCAGGAGCUGUGUCGGCAGCGCAUGGCCGUGCGCACGUCAGAGCGCCCAGAGGCCCCGCACGCGUCCCGCGUCAACAGCGUCUCGUCGCAGUUCAGCGACGGGCCGAUGCCCAGCCCGUCCACACGGAGCAGCACGUCGUCCUGGUCUGAGGAGCCAGUGCAGUCCAACAUGGACAUCUCCACCGGCCACAUGGUCCUGGCCUACAUGGAGGACCACCUGAAGAACAAGAACCGGCUGGAGAAGGAGUGGGAGGCGCUCUGUGUCUACCAGGCCGAGCCCAACAGCUCGCUCGUGGCCCAGAGGGAGGAGAACGUGCCCAAGAACCGCUCUCCGGCGGUGCUGACCUACGAUCACUCCAGGGUCCUGCUGAAGUCCGAGAACAGCCACAGCAACUCGGACUACAUCAACGCCAGCCCCAUCAUGGAUCACGACCCCAGGAAUCCCGCCUACAUCGCUACCCAGGGACCGCUGCCCGCCACCGUGGCCGACUUCUGGCAGAUGGUGUGGGAGAGCGGCUGUGUGGCCAUCGUCAUGCUGACAUCCCUCUCGGAGAACGGCGUCCGGCAGUGCUACCACUACUGGCCCGACGAAGGCUCCAGCCUCUACCACGUCUACGAGGUGAACCUUGUCUCCGAGCACAUCUGGUGCGAGGAUUUCCUCGUCAGGAGCUUCUACCUGAAGAACCUGCAAACCAACGAGACGCGCACCGUGACCCAGUUCCACUUCCUGAGCUGGUAUGACCAGGGAGUGCCUUCCUCCGCGAGGUCCCUCCUGGAUUUCCGCAGAAAAGUAAACAAGAGCUACAGGGGCCGUUCUUGUCCAAUAAUUGUUCACUGCAGCGACGGCGCGGGCAGGAGCGGCACCUACGUCCUGAUCGACAUGGUUCUCAACAAGAUGGCCAAAGGCGCCAAGGAGAUCGACAUCGCCGCGACCCUAGAGCACCUGAGGGACCAGAGACCGGGCAUGGUCCAGACGAAGGAGCAGUUUGAGUUUGCGCUGACGGCCGUGGCGGAGGAGGUGAACGCCAUCCUCAGGGCUCUCCCGCAGUGACCCCCGAGGCCGGGGGCGGCCCGCACCCGCGACCCUUGCUGCGAAUCGCGAUGCCGCUCAGCUGUGCGUCUCCAGUGCCCUCCCUCGUCCGCACGGUCCCCGGCUCCAAUGUGCAUUCGUGUUCACCCAGAUCAUGCUAAGGGGAGAUGUGUGGGGUCAUCCGGUCUCGGGGACAGUCACCGUGUCUGCUCUCCCUUCCGUUCCACGUUCUCACCCACGGUGACGCACGUCUCCCCGCAGAGAGCGGCUCCUGGCUGGAGCCCGGAGGGAUGGGCCAGCUGGGCGGGGGCAGGUCGCAGAGAAAGCGGGCGGCACGCGGAGUCCGUGAAGACCGCCGAGCGCAGGAGAGACACUUGGCGUUUGUCUGGAGGGGGCGGGAGGGCCCGGCUCCUGUUACCCUCACCGUCUGCAGCUUCGGGGAAACGAGAAUAACAUGGUCCCUGCCUCUCCCUCUGCUCCGGUGCAGGCGACACCGCCCCCGCGCUGUUGACAGCCCAUCUCCGCGCCACCCCCAAACAAGGGCAAGAUCUGGGCACACAAGCCCCAGGCCAGCCGCCCCAGGGGAGGCCUCACAUCCCCACCAGUCUAGAGCCGCAUUUUUAACUUUAAAGUCCGGAUUUGCACGUUGCCAAAGCAGCUCCUGCUAAUCCACUCUUUCCUUGGGGAUGACCGGAACUGGGGGAGCCGGCCAGGCAGGUAGCGAGCUCCGGGGUCCCCGGGGAGCCCCCUGGCCCCCGCAGGCACCUGUGCUCCCCUCUCGGGGGAUGUCCUGGGCCCUGCCGGCGUCGCAAACAGCCUCUGGGCUCCCCGUUCGCAGGAGAUGCAGGGGGACGGGCGUUUCUGGCUUUACUGGGUGUGAGAUCCCCGCAGCACGGAGAAGAGUGGAAACGGCAUUUUCUGGGCCUCCCCCUGGGUCACCUGGGUCAGACACAGGUGUGACUUGAGUGUCUUGAGGGGGUUUGAAUUUGCCACCCCCUCCCCCCCCCAAGAGAGAGGAACUCGUGUCGCUGGAAUGACGGCUUCUAAGAAGGCAGACAGACCCGUCGCAGCUUUCGUGAUAGGACUCGGUGCGGGGACACCCUUCCUUGCCUGCCGACCCCACACAUUCUUCCCGCCCCGAGCAGAGUCUGCCUCCCGGGACCCAGCAGCACCGCGGCCUGUGCUGGGGAGGAAGAGGCCGGAACACCGUCUGCGUCUUGCAGCGACACCGCAUGCCCUCCGCUGUCACAGACCCGUGACUGUUUGCCAGAGUUGUCUCUCCCUGUCUGGAAUCGAAAUAAUGAAUAGAAACAAAUUUAUCUGAAUAUAGGAAGCGUAUACCUACUUGUAAUUUCUAACUUCUGAUGUUUCAAAAAUCCUCCAGUGUGAGAUAUAUGAAUAUAUUUAGUUGUGUCAGAUUAAACUUUUGAUUUCACAUUC